AUGACUGCGACGAUCUCUCAGCGCUGCCUCGUUCAGGUUAAUGCUCCAGUGACGACGACCCAAGAGCUUCCGCCAGUUGGACUGCAGCAAGAGAAUAUGGUACUGUCAGACGGUCACGCACGGACAGCACUGGUCACGGUGAUACUGCAACACAUGAAUACCUGUCUUCUGAUGCCAAGACGGUAUUUUCGUGCCGCUUCGACAAGCCAUGCGAUGUUCUUGAUGUUUCCACGGGGCCAUGUUAUCACCGGCACGAGCUGGGGGUGCUGGUCUGCGUAUGUUUUCUUCCAAGGAAAUCUUCAAUUUCAAGGCGGCCAAGACAGGAGCAGACGAGCAAGGUCUUGGGAAUCAGAGAGUAUUUACUUGAGGAUGUCGACAAUUUCUGAGAGUGAGGCCGUCGUACAAAUGAGGAGAGGAAAACAAGAGGAAAAGAAUGAGAUGGUCUUCGUAAAAGGGAAGGAGCCGACCUGCACAGACUUCGACGUUCUUGCGAGCAACUCGGCUGAGUCGAUGCUCAACAGCUCGUGCUUUGCGACGGAUCUGAAACGUUAUCGUGCUUUCCUGUCCCAGUCGAUAGACACUCAAACCGUGGAGAAGGUCAACAAAACAGAUAAAUCUGAUCCCAGCCGUGGAGAAGAAAUUUAUGUAACAACAUCUUGGAGAUAUAUUUAUCUGCUUGUCAAGGAAACGAGCAUGAUUCUCUGGAUCUAUGGAGAUCCCUCCGAUACAACCUCUGUUCCAGAUAGCGAUGUAGCUAUGCAAUGGGGAACAUAUACGAGAUCGCGCUCGUUGGGCUUUCGAAAACGUUUACUAAUACAAGAGGGAACACGAGAGGUAGAAGCUAUCUAUAAUCCUUCGCUGUUCGUUGAGCACUCUUGUGUGUAUGCUAUGGGGGUCCAUUCUUUGCAGGAAACCUUCGCUCUGAAUGUAUCUUCUGUCUGGAAGGAAGGCCACAAUACACAUCGACAUAUUCAUUCAUCUUCCGAACUUCUUUGUACGACACGAGGGACGGCGAAGCGAAGACUCGGCUGA
This is a messenger RNA of Desarmillaria tabescens, 1032 nucleotides long. RefSeq lists its product as uncharacterized. NCBI's taxonomy places the organism in Eukaryota, Fungi, Basidiomycota, Agaricomycetes, Agaricales, Physalacriaceae. The coding region runs from base 1 to 1032 and encodes 343 amino acids. The transcript is spliced from 14 exons. The record is from RefSeq and is a predicted model, not a curated record.